This is a messenger RNA of Fragaria vesca subsp. vesca, 1587 nucleotides long. Its product is annotated as pentatricopeptide repeat-containing protein At5g59600-like. NCBI's taxonomy places the organism in Eukaryota, Viridiplantae, Streptophyta, Magnoliopsida, Rosales, Rosaceae. Gene Ontology annotation, molecular function: protein binding; RNA binding. Gene Ontology annotation, biological process: RNA modification. The record is from RefSeq and is a predicted model, not a curated record. The coding region runs from base 1 to 1587 and encodes 528 amino acids. The transcript has a single exon.
AUGAAGUCUUUUUCAGUGUUCAAGUUCUCCCCAGACCAUUUUGCUUAUUGCUUGCAGAAAUGCCUGAAAGCAAAGACUUUGAGACAAGGGAAGCAAGUCCAUGCAGUGUUGUUAUUAACUGGGUUUGACAUGAACUUGUUAUCUAUGAGCUCCAAGCUUGUUGGCAUGUACGCAAGUUGUGGGGAUGUGAGUUCUGCACGGAAGGUGUUUGAUGAAAUUCCCAACCCAAAUGUGUUCUCAUUGAAUUGGAUGGUUUUGGCUUCGGCGUUUAAUGGGUGGUUUGAGCAAGCAAUUGGGUACUUUUCUUUGAUGCAAGAGAUGGGAAUGGUUGGGAAUAAGUUCAGUUUUCCUGUGAUGCUUAAGGUUUGUGUUGGUUUGAUGGAUUUGAAUAAGGGGAAGGAAGUUCAUGCUGUGGUGUAUAAGAUGGGGUUCGAAAAGGAUGUUGCUUUGGGGAAUACAUUGGUUGAUAUGUAUUGCAAAUGUGGAAGCUUGUGUUAUGGUCAUAGAGUUUUUGAUCGAAUGCAUGAAAGAGAUGUAGCUUCUUGGACAUCUAUGAUAUGUGGGUAUUGUAAUGUGGGAAGGACUGAUCAAGGGGCAAUGUUGUUUGAGAGGAUGAAGUUAGAGGGGUUGGAACCGAAUGAUUUCACUUGGAAUGCAGUGAUAGCCGGGUAUGCUCGGAGUGGAGAUAGCAAUCGAGUAUAUGUGCUGCUAUCUAGGAUGACUAAAGAAGGGUUUGUUCCUGAUUUGGUUACAUGGAAUGCAAUAAUUUCAGGUUUUACCCAAAGCCAGGAGGCAGGUGAAGCCUUUAAGUUUUUCAGUGCUAUGUUAGUGUCUGGAGUUAAACCCAACCUGGUCACUAUCACAGGUUUGCUCCCAGCUUGUGGAUUGAUUGGUUCAGUUGAAAGAGGGAGAGAGAUUCAUGGAUUGAUAUUUAGGAUGGGGUUUGACAUCAAUGUCUUUGUUGCUAGUGCUCUUAUUGACAUGUACUCGAAAUGUGGCAGUGUUAAAAAUGCUCGAAGUGUAUUUGACUGGACUCCUGUAAACAAUGUUGCGUCGUGGAAUGCAAUGAUUGGAUGUUAUGGUAAGCAUGGUCUGGUUGAUUCUGCGGUAGAGCUUUUCGAUAGAAUGCAAGAGGAAGGAGUUCAGGCUACUGUAGUGACUUUAACUUCUGUACUUUCUGCAUGCAGCCAUAGUGGUUCUGUAGAAAAGGGUUUAGAGAUAUUCAGGUCCAUGAAAGAGAGCCAUGGAAUUGUGGUGUGUAAAGAACAUUAUGGGUGUGUUGUUGAUCUCUUGUGCCGUUCAGGGAAGAUGGUAGAAGCUUACGAGUUUGUAAAGUCCAUUCCAAUAAAUGUCACCGAAUCCAUGAUUGGAGCUUUUUUCAACGGGUGUAAAGUCCAUGAAAGGAGAGAUCUUGCUAAAUUGAUGGCUGAUGAUAUUCUAAAAAUGGAGUUAAAGAGACCUGGAGGUUUUGUAACACUUUCAAAUAUCUAUGCUGCUGAUGGAGAGUGGGAAGAAGUUGAGUAUGUAAGGAAGGUGAUGAAGCAGAGGAAGGUCCUUAAGAAACCUGGAUUUAGUUGGCUUGACUAA